AUGCGUGGUGAAGGUGCGUAUUUACGUUUACCUGACGGUGAACGCUUUAUGCUGCGCUUUGAUGAACGCAUCCGUCAUGUCUGGUUAGACAUCAGUCAUAAACCGGCUGAAUUUGUUAAAGAACAUUUCCCGACCUUAUAUGCGCGCUUAUUAGAACUCGGUAUUGAUAUCACCAAGGAUAUGAUCCCCGUUGUUCCAGCAGCACACUAUACUUGCGGCGGCGUGGUGGUUGAUGAGCAUAGCCAAACUGAUUUAGCUGGUUUAUAUGCAAUUGGUGAAACGUCGUAUACAGGGUUACAUGGGGCUAACCGUAUGGCCAGCAAUUCACUACUUGAAUGCUUUGUAUAUGGUAUGAGUGCUGCCAAGGAUAUAGAAGCAAAGUUUAAUCCUCACUUUGAUAUACCGACCGUGCCUGAAUGGGAUGCUUCACAAUCGACCAAUCCUGAUGAAGAUGUUGUGAUUCUGCAAAACUGGGAUGAGCUCCGCCAAACCAUGUGGAACUAUGUCGGGAUUGAUUAUCAUGUCAGUAAGAACUUGAUUGAACUACGUAAUUUGGUCAUGGUUUCAGAGAUGAUUGUUCGUUGUGCCAUGCAGCGUAAAGAAUCACGAGGUCUACACUACACGCUUGAUUAUCCUGAGCUUUCACCUGAGUUAAGAAAAACGAAUAAGUUCCUGUCACAUGUGCAACAGGAUCAUCCGAACCUAAAGAAUAAAUCCAGACCUCACCUACAAUUAAAGCUUUACCCACUUUCAUCAAUUUACAUACGCCACGAAUAUCAACACCACCCGUUGGCUUGCAGUGCAAAAUCGGCCAAGGCCAUCAUGGUUGGACCUGAAACAGUUCCACCUGGUCGUAUAUCUUGA
This is a messenger RNA of Oppiella nova, 864 nucleotides long. The record is from the annotation of a GenBank genome assembly. NCBI's taxonomy places the organism in Eukaryota, Metazoa, Arthropoda, Arachnida, Sarcoptiformes, Oppiidae.